GAGGAGACCCGGAUAAAUAUAGGUAUACACUGUCUGCCUCGUCGAGGCGGCGCAUGGAACGCUAUACGCUAGUUUUAUAACUAUCACGGCUUGAUGUCCAAUCGUGCAAUGCAGAUUAGGAUAUUGCGAUCGCACGAUGUCCAAUUAUUUCCAGGGGCUGAGUUUAUCACUCUUGGUUCUCAGGCCGGCUUCUAUCGACAUUCCUCCCCUGAGCGUGACAACUAAUAUCAAGAUGGCAAGCCCAUUCGACACGAUUAUUAUAACCGAUGAUGAGGAAUUGCCAAGCCUCGAGCCAGGUAGUUCACAACCUCGGAGGGCCUCUUGCCGUGAUUACAGUUACCGGAAGUUUGAGAACCUGGUCGUUGAAGCAGUCAAUGAAACGGAAACAACACCAUCACAUAAAUGCAAAAGAACUGAAACGAAGGAGCCGUCUGCACUGGAUAACGCCUUUGAGGAGCUCCGAAAGGCAGUUAACCAUAAAAUUAAACAGCUACAAGAGAAAAAUCGCAAUCUUCGAGAUGAACUUCACCAGGAGAGGGAGAGGCACCAAAAGGAACUUUUUCAAGUAAAGGAGGAGCACCAAAAGACGCAGGAGGAACUUUCCCAGCAAAGGGAAAAGCGUGUUUUAGAGUGCAAUAUCUGCUAUAGACAGCCAGAUCGCUGGGUGGUCAUUCAGUGUGGGCACAUGUUCUGCAGGUCAUGCUUUAAAGCUCUUAGAACAGAGGGCUGUCCAACCUGCCGAAAAGAAAUGACGGGAUUUAUGGGAUGCUACCCUUUUGCAGGAUAAAGCAUGUAUAUUGUGUUGCAAGUCUAGUUCAAUGACUCGAGUUCAAGCCGUU
Molecule: messenger RNA, 839 nt
Organism: Aspergillus uvarum CBS 121591
Lineage: Eukaryota; Fungi; Ascomycota; Eurotiomycetes; Eurotiales; Aspergillaceae
Exons: 3
Coding region: 137-787 (216 amino acids)
Source: RefSeq, a predicted model, not a curated record